Molecule: messenger RNA, 722 nt
Organism: Rhinichthys klamathensis goyatoka
Lineage: Eukaryota; Metazoa; Chordata; Actinopteri; Cypriniformes; Leuciscidae
Gene: smim18
Product: small integral membrane protein 18
Exons: 2
Coding region: 179-391 (70 amino acids)
Source: RefSeq, a predicted model, not a curated record
GCCAAUGGCGUCAAAGCAGAGACUCAAAACAGCCAUUGCAAUAUACGGUUACAGAUUAAGGUAGGGCAGGGAGAAAGAGAGAGAGAGCGCGAACGGCAAGAAAGACAACACAGAGAGAAGCAAGAGGCUGCUCCAUCACCCUGCAUCCCAGACACUAACACCCAGGUCUCUCUGCAGUAUGAACAUGUCCAGCAGUUCUGCUCUGAUCCAGCAGAUCUAUCCCUUCCACGAUGGCUGGAAUGUUGCCUGCUUCAUCAUUCUCCUCCUCUUCAUUCUCACCAUCCUCUCCCUCGCCACACUGGCGUUCCUCUACGAGCUGCUGGACUGCGGAUGCUUCACCAAGACCAAAACCGUUCGUGACCUGCGCCGCCAGCACGAAGAGGUGGUUUAGUUGUAACCAUGGUGACAGCGGACACGGUCUCCAAAGGAACCACAACAGUAGAUUGGUGGAAAAGGCUGCGAAUUCGGACAGAGCUCUUCGCCAGAAUGGAGUCCUUUAAAAACACGCCAAACAUGUACAGAGACAGAAGCACUCUACUCCCAAUUGCUCCAACAGCAAUACACAGCACAGGCAUCUCGAUGGCUUAAAAUAUUAAAUGAGAUUUACACCAGAAAGAAAGGAAAAAUUUGCUUGUGUGUGCACGUCAUUGUUUCCUUUGCAUACAGUCAGUAUUCCAGUACUAUUGUUUAAUGAGUUGACUAUUUAAAACGGUUGAAUAUUC